Monopterus albus (swamp eel) is the source of this 4858-nucleotide messenger RNA. RefSeq names its product transmembrane protein 132D-like. Lineage: Eukaryota; Metazoa; Chordata; Actinopteri; Synbranchiformes; Synbranchidae. The transcript is spliced from 8 exons. The record is from RefSeq and is a predicted model, not a curated record. Bases 1 to 2187 code for a protein of 728 amino acids.
AUGUGUCAGAGAAAGGUCAAGCUGAAGGAUGGCGUGGUGUUCCUGGGAGCUAGAGCCAGUAACCCUGUUGUGUGGACGCGUGGAGGUGGCAGGCUACCAGCAAGUGCUACAGGUGGACCUGGAGGUGAAUGGCCUGAUGGUGACUCAGGGGGGGUGGAGUAUCCACUCACCCGCACCCUGACCUCUGAGGUGCAGACCCUCAUCCGCCUGGCCCCACAGGACUUUGGUGGCAUUGUCCCGCUAGCCAUGGACACAGAAAUCCUCAACACAGCUGUCCUCUCUGGGCGUACAGUCGCCGUACCAGUAAAGGUAGUCACCGUGGGGACAGACGGAGCGGUUUCUGAUGUUACGGAGUCAGUGGAGUGCAAAUCAACAGAUGAACAGGUUAUCAAGGUGUCUGAGCGAUGUGACUAUGUCUAUGUAAAUGGGAAAGAGACAAGAGGAAAGAGCAGAGUGAUGCUCAACUUCACCUACAGUUUUCUGAGUGCCCAGCUGGAGAUGAGUGUAUGGAUGCCCCGUCUGCCCUUGCUCAUCGAUGUGGCCGACCCCGAGCUCAGCCAGAUUAAGGGCUGGAGGGUUCCUGUUAGUACGGGCAGCAGGAGGUAUGAAAGAGUCACAGAUGACAAGGACAGUGGUGCCACAGCAGAGGAGAGAACAGAGAACAGCUGUGUGGCCCAGUAUCAGAGCACAACACUACGUGUUCUCACACACUUUGUGGCAGAUGAUGAAGAAAUAAGAGGAGCCGCAGAGGAGGACGGGCUGGGCCAGCAGAACUUCCUCCUGGGCAGUGACUGGCAGGUGGAAGUGACACAGCUAGUCAAGGAUUCUUUGAGGGUGGAGGACCCGAAGGUUGCCCAGCUGCUAGAGGGCCGAGUCCUAAUAGGACUGAGUGCUGGGAACACCAAACUACAGGUGCUGUCCCCUCUCACAUCGUUGGUCUUGGCUGAGAGGGGCAUCAGGGUGCUGGAUGAUAAAGUAAGUGUGACAGAGCUGGGAGUGCAGUUGGUAUCUGGCCUCUCUCUGUCCCUGCAGCUCAGCCCAGGAAGCAACAGGGCCAUCGUUGCCACUGCAACCACACAGGAAGUGAUUGAAUCACUGAAGCAGGAGUCUCUCAUCAGUGCUUGGCUCCAAUUCAGUGAUGGAUCUAUGACUCCUUUAGACAACUAUAACUCUGAACAUUUUACCCUGGUAGCUACCUCACUGGAUGAACAGGUGGUGGUAGUGCAGCACAGCACAACAUGGAAGUGGCCCAUUAUUGUUGCCAAGGGUGAAGGUCAGGGUUUGCUUGUGCGUGUUGAAAUGAAUCCAUCUGAAGUGUGUCAGAAGGGCCGACGAGGUACUGUUAUAGCCACUGGAACCGCAAACAUACAGGUAAGAUUUGGUCAGCCAGAGGAUCAAUACAGACAACCAAGUGACCGACGAGCACGUCCUGAUCCCCCAUAUUAUGGUGGAUCUCUCUCUGACAUGGAAACUGGGUUAAUCAACCGUGGAGCCACUACCAUUAGGGGCAAUAUCCCAGUUAGGCCUAAUGGGGGCCGUUUAGCGGUGGACAGUGGGGCAAGGGUCCCAAGUGAAUUUUCUGAAUAUCCAGACCAGGCUGAUCUUCCUCGGAGCCGCAGCACUGAUGAGGACUCGUUGCCAUCCCGACGAAGCCUGACAGACCUAGAGAUUGGCAUGUAUGCUUUGCUGGGAGUCUUCUGUCUGGCCAUUCUGGUUUUUCUUAUUAACUGCAUCUCUUAUGCAUACAAGUACCGCAGCAAGCAGCUGUCCAUGGAGGCCCCAGAAGCAAUGCCCCAUGCCCAUGACUGGGUUUGGCUGGGCCAAGAGGAGGGGCUAUGUCUUCAGCAACAGCAGCAGGAUGAGCUGGCCGGUACUCUGGAGGAAGGUAGUCAGCUAUUAAAUGGAGGGAUCCAGCGUGAUAAUACUGGUGUGGGAGGAUGCAGCUCAAGUGGGAGGGAUCACAGUAAUGAGUCACUUAACUCACCCACCACCAAAAGAAAGAGGGUUAAGUUCACUACAUUUUCUAACAUCAAGUCCAGUAACGGAUGCCCUGUGCUCACCCCAUUAGCACUAGUGCAGACCAGUGAGAUAAAAUGGGUAUGUCCGGACAUUGAGCUAGGGGACUCAAAGGAUCUUAGGAAAUACAUGGAAAAGCUAAAUGAGAACGCAAUUAAAAAUGUUGCAUAAAUGGGUAAAUGGGUGUUUUAAAAUGAACUAAAGAGAAAUUCACCUGAAUGCCUUCAGAAAAAAACAGGAGGGAAUGAGGGUUAGAGGGAGAAAAGAAAAGAGUACGAGGAGAAAACAGACUGGGACUGCUAUUAAACUGUACCUCAUCAAAACAGGAUAGUGCGUUCAGCAGCAGCCUUUGUUGUUGCUAUGACAAAACUCAAAUGGUCAAGAGGUGAACUACAUCAAAACAUGAUUUGCCACAUCAGUUAUAAAAGGGGGACUGUGAACUUGAUAUUGUUACGCAACUUAAAUGUAUGUUCUUCGUCUUUGACGAACAGUUUCCUUUUCUUUUGCACCAAACUUUUGUCAUCAUGUUUUAAUGUUUAAGUUGUUUUAAUGUUUUUAAGUUGUUGUAUGCCCUGUACCACAUGUCAGCAUUUAUAGAUUCUAGGAGAGAAGGAUUUAAGGCAGUUUUGUAUUGUAUAUAAAUGCAGAGUUUGAGUUGGAGGUAUUAUAUGUAUAGUGACAUUUUGUAAAAGUGAUGAUUGGUUGUGUUUUGGGUUAGUUUUUAUUUUUGUCUCCAGAAACCAGAUCCAAGCAUGAUGUUUUUAAAAGAAAAGGCAUGUGUGCCUGAUCUGGUACCUGAAAUCAAAGUGUGUAGAUAGCUAAUAGCAGUACCUCUGGAGACAUGUCAGUUUAGUACAAUUCCAUUACAGAACUGAGUUUUGGAUUGGCUUCAGUAUGUUGGUAUUGAUUUAAAAAGUUUAGUUAACCCCAACAUUUUCCCUUCUUAUGUUAUGGUUGUUGUUUAUGCACCCCUUCACUUGAGUUGCAUACUUCAUUCUUUUUUUUUUUAAUACUACUUCAAAUCCAUAUGAUUAAAUUAGAACACAUAACAGAAAAACAUUGAUCAAGAUUAUCAACAGACAAUCACAUAAUAACUCAGCCCCUUUUAUUUACUCAAUCCCUUUAUAAUGUUUCAUAAAUAUCAGUCCACCUUACAGGUUCUCUCCUGCUGUGUGACAUUUUCAGUCCCAGUAAAGGAGUCAUGACAGUGAUCAAGUAACAAACUGUGAAAUAAAAGCCCAAAUCUGACCUCUUCACUCUUUUUGUCAUAUCAGUGUUAGUGAAGUCCCUACUUUUAUAUAUCCAUUUUAGAAAUUGGCUGCUGGACUAAUUAAACUGAAGAGGACUUCUCCAUCAUUUUGCUGUGUGAUUCAUUGACCUGGCUGUUGUAUUCUUCCUUCAGUCUGUCUCAUUUUGCACAUCUGACCGGUUUAUGAGAGUACACAAGCAGUGGCGUCAUGAAAUAUCAAAAUGGAGUUGUUGACAGACAGUGCCUCUGCCAGCCAAAGUAGAAGGAAUAAGUUGUAUAUACACUGCUCAAAAGAAAUUAAAGGAACACUUAAUCAUCACACUUAAUCAUCACAGUAUAAACACCAAGUCAGUUAAACUUCAGGGAUAUCACUCUGUCCAUCUGGGAAGCACAAGUGAGAUUGUGAAUCAGUUUCACCUGCUUUGGUGCAAAUGAAAGUAAUAGCAAGUGCAAUGGAGAGUAAAAGGCAAGACAACCACCAAAAAGGGAAUGGUUUUGCAUGUGGUGGCCACAAAUGCUCUCUUUUUAUCCUCACUGAAUGAUUCUUUAAGUUUUGUAUUUUGCUAGUGUCCUUGUCACUACUAGUAACAUGAGGCAGCCCAAUCAGGUUGCACAGGUAGCCCAGCAACCCCAAGAUGCCACAUCAUGCAGUCAUAAGGAGGUUAGUUAUUUCUCCCGGCACAGUCUCAAGAGCAUGGAGGAGAUACGAGGAGACUGGACUUUACACCAAGAUAGCUAGACAGGGAAACAACCCAGCAGCAGGACCGGUAUCUGCUUCUUUGUGCAAGAAGGAAUAAGUAGAGUACUGACAGAGCCCUACAGAAUGACCUCCAGCAGCUACUGGUGUGCAUGUUUCUGACCAAACUGUCAGAAACAGGCUCCGUGAUGGUGGCAUGAGGGCCCCACAUCCUCUAGUAUGACCUGUGCUCACAGCCCAGUACAAUGCAGCUCAACUGGCAUUCACCAGAGAACACCAGAAUCGGUAGGUCCACUAUUGGUGCCCUGAUCUCUUCACAGAUAAGAGCAAGUUCACACUGAGCAGAUGGGACAGACGUGAAAAAGUCUGACGAUGACGUGGUGAACAUUAAUGCAGCCUAUAACAUCAGACCAUGAUUGGUUUGGUGAUGUGUCAGUGAUGGUUUGGGGAGGCAUAUCUUUAGAGGGCUGCACAGACCUCCUUGUCAUGGCCAACAGUUCUCUGACUGUUGUGAGGUUGUGAGACCAUGCUGGUGCAGUGGGCCCUGGAUUCCUCCUGGUGCAGGACAGUGCCUGGUCUAAUGUGGCCAGACUGUGUAGGCAGUUCCUGGGUGAUGGAGGCAUUGAUGCCAUUGACUGGCCCUCACUUUCCCCUGACCUAAAACCAAUUGAACAUCCUAUGAGACAUUAUCUAUUAGUGCAUCCGACACCACCAUGUACCAGCACAGCCCAGCUCACUGAUGCCCUGAUCCAGGUCUGGGAGAAGAUCCCCCAGGACACCAUCCAUCAACUCAUCAGGAGCAUGCCCAGACACUGUUGGGAGUGGUACAGGCACACAGAGACCAUACACACUUUUGAGUCACAUUAUGAACUGCCGUGGUGAAAUUCACAACUUGG